Homalodisca vitripennis (glassy-winged sharpshooter) is the source of this 3320-nucleotide messenger RNA. RefSeq names its product neprilysin-1-like. Bases 40 to 2406 code for a protein of 788 amino acids. Gene Ontology annotation, cellular component: plasma membrane. The transcript has 17 exons. Lineage: Eukaryota; Metazoa; Arthropoda; Insecta; Hemiptera; Cicadellidae. Gene Ontology annotation, biological process: protein processing. Gene Ontology annotation, molecular function: metalloendopeptidase activity. The record is from RefSeq and is a predicted model, not a curated record.
UGGUCUCCGCCUCGCCACUCCGCGACAUGCGCUGAUGACAUGGAAGAAGGUACGAGUCAGAGUCAUCCCCCGGCCCAAGGUCAUGGCACAGGGGAUGUUGAGUCCAUCCAUAUCCAGGACGGCGGAGGACUCUCGGAUGGGAGUUGGCUGUGCUGCUUGCCUUGCUCCUGGCUCCAGCGCAACACCAGUGUCCACAAAGCGUCUCUCAGUGUCGCGAUGCUCCUUGUCAUGUCGCUGCUGGUCGCCUCACCCGUCCUAUUCCUUAUCAGUAGCGCUCCCUCCGCGAACAAGAACACCCCGUGCAAAAAUCAGGACGACGACGUGACCUGUGGGACGCGGGUGAAGACCUGUGGCAGCACCGCAUGUCGGGACGCUGGGGCUCGUAUGGAGUCCUCUCUCACUUGGAAGGUCGACCCCUGUAAGGACUUUUACCGGUUCGCCUGUGGCGGCUGGGGUCGACGUCACGGUCUUUACGCGCAACAGGCUCACGUCGACGCCGAGAUACGCCAUCUGUUGGAAGAGCGGACAAGAACUGGAACUUUCAAGAAACUUGGGGAUUUCUACAGAAGCUGUCUAAACGCUGGUGACAAAACCAUUGUUACUCCAAUGUUCUCCCUACUGGACGACCUGGGAGGGUAUCUACCCCCGGACAGUUCUGGGACUCCAAGCUUGAGCGUCCUCCUCGCCCGUCUCCUCAGGGUAAAUGGCGCUCCCCUCUUCGACCUCUACAUAGACCGUGACCUGCAGAACAACUCGAGGCUUGCCAUAUUCCUCGAUCUGCCGCGACGGUAUGAACACACUAUGAGGUUGCUCAAAUAUCCGGAACAGGUUAUAUUCUCGAAUCCUGAAUGGCACGAGAUGCGGCGGCGUCACAAGAGAAGGGCGGAUCAGAGUAGAGCUUAUGUUCACCUUAAGGAUAUUUCGGAGGAGAGACGGCUGACAGCUAUGGAACAUCUCUUGAAGACAUUUCUGCCAGCAACUAUGCCACCAGAACAUCAGAAGAAAGAAGCUCACAACAUGCUUCUGUUCGCCUCAAUGCUAACAAAGUUGUACCCACGAGCCAAAGAGUUAGCCCACAGACUCCAGCAGCAGGAUUCUUACCUAAGCAGCACUUUUCCGGAGUUGCAGAGCCUCUAUGAUUUUGUCCAGUGGAAACCCCUGCUGCAGGAAGUGUUCAGUACGACGGUAUACUCCUCGGACACUGUGUACGUGAUGGCUCCUAACUACAUGGCCGGCCUCACUCGCACUCUGGCCCACUUCCAGCCCAGAAUAAUCCACAACACGCUGCUGCUCAUUUUUGCCACUGACAUCCUGAACGAGCUGGUCAACUCGACACUGAGCGAUAACGACCGUCCAUCGUUUUGUAUGAAGGUCUGCAUGAACGUGAUGAGCCAACCGGUCAGUGCCUUGUACGUGACGCAGUAUACUCCGCAAUACCUACAUCAUCUCAGUGUCAGGGUUCGUGACAUGUUUAACAAACUAAGAAGGACAUUGGAGAACAGAAUAAAGACUCUGUCGUGGCUCGAUGACAUGUCCAGGACUGCUGCCCUGCGGAAGGUGGCAGCGCUCAGAGGUCACUUCCUCACAUGGCCACAGCUCUGGAACCAGACGUACCUCACAGCCCUCAUGGACCAAAUGGAUGUGACUGAACACGAUUUCUUCCACAACGUAAUCACAAGGUACAAACAGAUCAGGACUCCACCGGGGGACUUCCAUAAGGAGCAACCAUCUGAUAAAAAAUGGGCUUUCCCUUUUGUUGUAAACGCUUUCUACGACGUCACACUCAACAGUAUAGUGAUACCGCUAGCCGUGUUGACGCAACCUUACUUCAACAAGGACGUGCCCUUGUACAUCCCGUACGCCACGAUGGGUCUGGUAUUCAGCCACGAGAUGUUACACGGGUUCGACCUGUUGGGGGUGGAUUACGGAGAGACCGGAUUGCGCAGUCCCUGGAUGACACCGGAGGCUAGGCUUCGGCUGGAGGCCAGGCUGGAGUGUGUGGCAAAGCAGUAUCGAGCAGCGUUCCAGCACAAGGUCCAGUUCAUGGGAGAUCUGGUCGAUGUACAGUUCGACUGGAACAUUACCCGGAAUGAGAACAUGGCUGAUGUGAGUGGCCUGCAGAUCGCCUACGAGACGUGGCGGAGUCUCCCGGACCACAUGGGCGACUUCCGACUGCCAGGACUGACGGCACUCAGUCCCACGCAGUUGUUCCUCUUACAAGCUGGACAGGUGUACUGCAGUGAUAUGUCGGCGGAGGAUUACAUCAUUCUUGUGGAGAAAGACUUUCAUACACCUCCCCCCGAAAGGGUGAAUGGAAUUAUGAUGAACUUUCCGCCUUUCUCGGAAGCGUUUAGUUGUAGUCCAGGUACUAAUAUGAAUCCAUUCAGAAAAUGUUCAAUUUAUUAAAAAAUUAACUAUUGCAAACUGCAUAAGUUGUUUGUGAAACUCUUUUAAUUUGGCGGUAUAUUUUCGAUUGUUAAAGUGAAAAACCAUUAAAUAUUAGCUGUAUGAAGUAGGUAUGUUACAAUGUUUUGUAAUUUAAUAAAUUGAAGAUUAAUUAUUGUUUUCGAAUUAUGAAUUCCAGUGUAAAUAAAACAGAUUAAGCUUAUAAAUGAAAUGUUAUACAUUUGUAAUGUAUUCUUUAUAAUGAAAAAAUUUAUAUUCUUAAUUAAGGAAUCUCGAAGAACAAAUGCAUCGCUCAAGCAGUUCAAAGUUUAAUAAAAAUAUGAAAAAUAUUGACUUUAAUAACUAUUUAAAAAUUACUAUAUUGAAUAAAAUCCGCAUUUUACGUAUAGUCAAACUAAUUGUAGUAAUAAUAUUACUACAAUUAGGCAGUCCGUAAGUUAUUUAAUUAAUUAUUUAAAGAAAAUGUUUUCGAAAUUUCUUAAGAAUAUAUACACAUUUUGAAUAAUCAUAUGAGUUUUCUAAACUUCUAUGAUUGUUUGUUGUUAGUGACAAUUAAAAAUAUUAAUUUUGUAACGCAGCUGAUUUACCAUUUCUAUAAUGUAAUCUCUAAUAAACUUGGGGAACUUGGCUGUGUGUCUUUCAACUGAUCACACUAUGAAAGCUUUUAAAUGUUAGUACUGGAGGCAAAACUUUUUAAAGGUUUAACACUUUUCAAAAUAAAUAACUAUUGAAUGAAUAUAGAAUAAAUAUAAAGAGCAUGAAAUAUGUGAAAAACAUAUGUAUGGAUGAAGAAUAUAAUCUGUAUAUAGAUGGCAAAAAUGUCGGUGAACAUUUGUCUAUAAAGACAUUGUAUAAAGACACAUACACACACACACACAUAUGUUAUUUUGUGUAAAUCCCUAAUGAUAUAUAUA